UGCAGCCCCUCUGCCGCCAGCCGCCGGCAUGGGACAGAGCCGCCCGGCAGCCCCCCGGCUUCCCGCUCGCCCCGUGUCGUGCCUUCAGCAACAACAAGAUCCUGGUGGAGCUGGAUGAGAGCUCAGGCGUCGCCACGAUGAAGUUGAAGAGCCCCCCGGUCAACAGCCUCAGCCUGGACUUGCUGACCGAGUUUUGCAUAAGCCUGGAGAAGCUGGAGAAUGACCGGGCCUGCCGAGGUGUGAUCCUCACAUCAGCCGUCCCCAAAAUCUUCUCAUCUGGCCUGGACAUCACCGAGAUGUACGGGAAGAGCCCAGAGCACUAUGCCGAGUUCUGGAGAGCCGUGCAGGAGAUGUGGCUCCGGCUGUACGGCUCCAACAUGGUGACAGUCGCUGCAAUCAAUGGCUCCAGCCCGGCGGGAGGCUGUCUCAUUGCCUUGUCGUGUGACUACAGGAUCAUGGUGGAGAACCCCAAAUUCAGCAUCGGCCUGAACGAAGCCCAACUGGGCAUUGUGGCUCCCUUCUGGUUUAAGGACACAUUUGUGAAUGUUGUGGGACACCGAGUUGCUGAAAGCUCCCUCCAGCUGGGCUCCCUCCAUUCCGCGCCCCAGGCCCACAGGUUAGGCCUUGUGGACGAGCUGGUGCCAGAGGAGAGGCUCCAGGAGAAGGCUGCAGCUGCUAUGGCACAGUGGCUGGCCCUUCCCGACCAUGCCCGUCAGCUCACCAAGUCCAUGAUGAGGAAGGCGGUGUUGGACCGCCUGGUAGCUCACCGGGAGGAAGACCUUCAGAACUUCAUCAGCUUCAUCUCAAAAGAGUCCAUUCAGAAGUCACUUCGCAUGUACAUGGAGAUGCUAAAGAAGAAGAAGAGCUGA
Messenger RNA from Nipponia nippon (crested ibis), 869 nucleotides. It is a transcript of the gene ECI1, whose product is annotated as enoyl-CoA delta isomerase 1. Lineage: Eukaryota; Metazoa; Chordata; Aves; Pelecaniformes; Threskiornithidae. Gene Ontology annotation, biological process: fatty acid beta-oxidation. The record is from RefSeq and is a predicted model, not a curated record. Gene Ontology annotation, cellular component: mitochondrion. Gene Ontology annotation, molecular function: delta(3)-delta(2)-enoyl-CoA isomerase activity.